Molecule: messenger RNA, 398 nt
Organism: Dipodomys ordii (Ord's kangaroo rat)
Lineage: Eukaryota; Metazoa; Chordata; Mammalia; Rodentia; Heteromyidae
Gene: Gng7
Product: guanine nucleotide binding protein (G protein), gamma 7
Exons: 4
Coding region: 160-366 (68 amino acids)
Biological process (GO): G protein-coupled receptor signaling pathway
Cellular component (GO): heterotrimeric G-protein complex
Molecular function (GO): G-protein beta-subunit binding
Source: RefSeq, a predicted model, not a curated record
GAGACGCACUUGAGGUGGGGAGCUGCAGGUGGUGUCUGCCAUCUUGCUCUGGGCGAUCACGGAAUGACAGGAAAACAAAAAGCAAACAAAAAACACCUCUCUUCCAGAAGAAAUAGGUAAAGCUCUCUGGACGUCGGGGCCCACACUGAUGGCAGAACAAUGUCAGCCACUAACAACGUAGCGCAGGCCCGAAAGCUGGUGGAGCAACUCCGCAUCGAAGCCGGGAUGGAACGCAUCAAGGUGUCCAAAGCCGCCUCUGAGCUGAUGAGCUACUGCGAGCAGCAUGCCAGGAGCGACCCCUUGCUGGUCGGCGUCCCCGCGUCCGAGAACCCCUUCAAGGACAAGAAGCCCUGCGUCAUCCUCUAGCUCUGUUCUGUGUGUGCUUGCCCCCCCCCCUC